AUGUUUAAGAGAUGUAUCUUAUAUUUUGUUAUAUCUAUUUUUAGUUUAAUUCUGGUGGUUUAUAAAGAAUCUAGAUAUGGAUAUAAGAAAUUUAAAUAUGAGAAGAAGUAUAAGAAAGGUUGUGAUAUAAACAAUGAUCUAUGUUAUAAUGAUAAUGUUGAUUAUUAUGAUGAUUAUUAUGAUGAUAAGGCUUUAGGUAAAUCCGAAAACGAUUAUGAAGUUGUUAAUUAUGAUGAAUAUACAAAUAAUAAUAAAAAGAAAAGUAUAAGUCUAAGUAAUAACAAAACGAAGAAUAAAAAUUCUUUUGAUAAUUAUAAUAAUAAAUAUGUAGAUAAGAAUAAAAUAAAUUAUAUUUUUAAACCUUAUUUUGAAGAAUUAAAUAAUAACAUUACAAAAUUAGAUCAUGUUAUUUCUUUAUUUUAUGAAUUUUCCAUAAAUGCAAAAUUCUUUAUUUUAAUAUUUUUUAAAUCCACUAUGAACAUAUUACAUUCAUAUGGUAUCUUAUUAAUUUCAUUAAUCAAAAUUUUAUUUUUAUGGUUUAUUAUUUUACGGCCAUAUAUUAAAUGGUUAUUUAUUAAAUUAAAAAAAUCAUAUAUGAAAUUAGAUUAUCAAAGUAAGAAAUAUAUUAUAUAUAUGAUGACAAUACUUUUAACAUUUUUAUAUUUAAUAUAUGUAGGAGUUUUUAAAUAUACCAUAAAUAAAAUAUCUAAAAUCUAUAAAUACUUUUUAAAAAAAAUAUUCAGAAUUAAUAAUUUCUUAUUUAAAGUCUUUCCUUAUAUUAUAAGCACCCUGUUAUAUGCUACAAUAAUUAAAACCAUACCCAUCAAAUGUAUUUCCUUUUUUAUAUAUUCAUGUUUUUUCCCAUUCCCUUCUAUAUAUUCAAUAGUUAUUAUUUUGAAAUAUGUAUACCUCCCAACUUUAAAUAGGUGUAUUAUUAAUAAAGUGGAAGAAGAAUAUCACGAAAAAAAUCAAGUAAAAAAUCAAGUAAAAAAUCAAGAAAAAAAUCAAGAAAAAAAUCAAGAAAAAAAUCAAGAAAAAAAUCAAGACCAAACAAAAUAUCAAUCCAUAGGCACUUCUACCACAUCGAAAGACAAACAUGAAUAUAUAACACAUCAUCAUAAUUCUUGUACAACAAAUGCAACGACUUGUAUGCAAGUCCAAGAUGUUUCUGAAACGAAUGAAGGUCUAACAUUAAAAAAAAAAAUAUAUAUAAAUGAAAAGGAUAUAGCUAAAGAUAAAAAAAAAGAAACAUCCAAGGGAAUGUUAAAAAAAAUUACAAAAAAGGUAACUGGGAAAAUAUCUAAAAAGACAACUGAAGAGGGAGCAUGUGAAAAUGAUGUACAAAAGGGAGAAGGGUAUUCACAAGAAAUGAAUCACCACAAUAUAGAUCAAGUUGAUAAAAUUUAUGAUAGUUCUACAGAAGAAGAAUGUGACCAUCUUGUGGAUGAUAAAGAUGAAAACUGUUUAGAUGAUAAAAACGAAGAUUUAUUAAAUGACCAAAUGGAUGAUGGUGUAGAAGAUUAUGUUGAAGAAUACAUUGAAGAACAAUCUAAAUGUGAAAGUAAAAUUUGUUAUAAAGAUAUAAAUAAAAAUAUAAACAUAAAUCAUAUACAUGUUAAUGAUAUUAAUGUGACUAAUAAGAAAGGUAUAGAUGAAAAAAAUAAUUAUUGUAUAAGUAAUUUUUCAUUUAUUAAAAAAAAAUAUUCUACUUUAUUUGGACUAGAAAGUUUUAAUUUAAGAUCUCGAUAUAAAUCAAAAAGAGAAAACAAGUCUCAAUUAUCUUCAAGUCAAUUUAAUCAAAUUGGAAAUGAAAGAUUUAGUUGUGUAUCAUCUAUAUCAUUUUUAAAUGAUGAAGAAGGAAAUAUACAUUCAUAUGAUGUGCCCAUAUUGUUAGAAUAUUGGUUAUUUAUUAAUAUAUUGAAAUUUUUAAGAACAUUACUUUUUUUUCAUAGAUUUGUAAAAAUACCUUUCCUAUUUGAAUAUUUUACAUUGUUUGUUAUAACUAUAAAUUUGAGUGAAAAAUUACAUGAAUUUAUGUUUUUAAAAAAAUAUAAAUCUUCUAUCUUAGUAAGAUUAUUAAAAAAUGUAUUAGUAACAACAGUUGAUUUCUUAUUAUAUUUCUUAUUUAAUGUUAGAUUAGAAAAUGAAAAAAAAGAAGAAGAAAAACCAAAUAAUAAUACAAAACAAGAAUAUUUAGAAAGAAGUAAUUUAUUAAUCAAAUUAUCCAAAAUUUGUAAAGAAAAACUUAAAAUGAAUGAAACAGUCAAAUUCAGUUUUACUUGUCUAAAAUCUAUAAUAACAGAAAAUGUUGUUGAAAAUGUUAAAUUACCUUUAUAUAUUAAAAUAUUUAUUAAUAUAUUAAUAUAUAUGCCGCAAUUAAUUCUACUUAUAUUCCCAUCUUUUAUACUCAAAAUUUAUUUCCUAUAUAUUUUUUUUCUAGCACCUAUUUUUGGAUCACUUAAAUGCUUAGAAGAAAAAAAAGCUAUACACAACAAAAUAUAUUUUAUUUGCUAUUUCUUCUUUUAUAAUAUAUCAUCUAUUGUAGUAAACCAUUCUAUUUUUAAGUGUUUACCAUUCUACAAUUUAUAUAAAAUCUUAAUUACUAUAUCUGUUCAAACAGCUCUCAAAUAUAUUUUUAACACCCUAAAGUUAAUGACUUGA
Plasmodium reichenowi is the source of this 2661-nucleotide messenger RNA. RefSeq names its product putative membrane protein. The record is from RefSeq and is a predicted model, not a curated record. The transcript has a single exon. The coding region runs from base 1 to 2661 and encodes 886 amino acids. Lineage: Eukaryota; Apicomplexa; Aconoidasida; Haemosporida; Plasmodiidae.